GCCGGGCAAGCGCCGGGGUUUUUGGCUUGUUGCUCACAGUGCCACACACCCCGCCUUCCACGAUGCGCAACGGCAGCCUUAAGAACACCAUCAUCACGGUGUUCUUCUCGUUCUUGUCGCUGGCGGUGUGCACGUACUCGACCAUCUACCCUGCAUGGUUCCAGCAAAAGUACAAGGCGCAGGACCCGGUGGUGUUCCAGGGCUUUGGAAUCUACAACUUUUACUCGACGCAGCCGCUGCAAAGCCCCUUCUACGCAUCCGAGACUACCUUGGCCUACUCGGAGUUCUGUACGAACGAGGAGAACGGAGUGCCGCCGCCCAACUGGAUGCUCGGCGGCGGCGCGCAGUUCAAGGAGAUUCUGUGCGGGUACCCCAUCAAGGGCAUUCAAUACGUGAGCUUCUUUGCGUCUAUUUUUGCAGGAUUUGGCCUGAUUGCGUCCGUGGCCGCAUGCUUCAACCCUGCGGCAGGCUACGCCGAGCGUAUCGUGUCCUCUACUACCCUCAUCUCAUCGCUCCUACUCCUUGCCGCUUUGAUCGUAUGGGCUAUUCAAAUCCAGCAAAAAAUGCUAGAAAUCGAUGUGAUUUCGUCCGCCUAUGUCCUCUGCCAAAAGAAAACGUCUGAUUGGAGCUGCUGGUUCUACGGGAACAGCUUCUGGGCAGCUAUCGGCGGCGUUGUGGGCAUGCUUAUCACCAUGUACACGAGUUCUGCCGGCCGCGCCGAGAAAAUUAGGCACUUUCGACGGGAAUAUGAAGCUGAUUUGGCCGUGGCAAUGCAGCAGUCUGUGGAAGCGACCACGCAAAACACGAGUCGGGCGCCUACAGCCGAUUUUUCCACAGGGGAAUCGUUUGGUGACAACUUGCAUUUCAACGACCAGCAGCAACCCCCAAAGCAACCGUACGAGCAACAGCAGCAAUUUUAUGACCAACCUGGCCAUGCAAAUUACCAGAACCACCAGUACGCUGUCAAAGGCGGCAUUGUUUAAUCCUCGUACAUAAUACAAUUAACAAGUCCGAUGUAUCACAUA
This is a messenger RNA of Aphanomyces astaci, 1025 nucleotides long. RefSeq lists its product as hypothetical. The coding region runs from base 63 to 983 and encodes 306 amino acids. The transcript is spliced from 5 exons. Lineage: Eukaryota; Oomycota; Saprolegniomycetes; Saprolegniales; Verrucalvaceae. The record is from RefSeq and is a predicted model, not a curated record.